AUGCCUAUUGAAUUAUACUACUCGGCCCUAAGUGCCCCAUGUAGGUCGGUGCUGAUGGCCUUUAAGCAACUUAACCUGGAUGUUAAUAUUAAGUUAAUUGAUCUUGGUAAGGGUGAGCAAUUUAGCGAGGAAUAUUUAAAACUCAACCCAAACCACAAAGUGCCAACUAUAGUGGAUGAUGAUCUGGUACUCUGGGAAAGUAGGGCUAUAAUGCAAUACCUGUGCAACAAAUACGCCCCCAAUAGUAGUCUAUAUCCGUCAAACCCAAAGGACAGAGCACUGGUAGAUCGUUGGCUGUACACUGAUAUGCCUUAUUUUGCUGCUAACAUAGAUGUUUUGGUAAAUACAGCUCUUUUGGGUACAAAGCCGACUGACCAACAGAUGGAGACGUAUCGGAAAACUCUGAAACUAAUCGACACAUUAAUCGGUGGCAAUAAGUACGUUGCCGGUGGGGGUAACCUGACAAUCGCUGACCUGUCCCUAACCGGUGUUACCUCGAUGUUAGCUAUCAAUGAAUAUAAAGACCUGGAUGAAUAUCCAAAUUUAAAGACUUGGUAUAAUGGCAUGCAAUUAGAGUUGUCAUACUUCCAGGAUGUUAACGGCAUGGUGUAUGAAUUGUACAAGCAAAAUGCUAAUAAAUUCAAAUCUAUAUAA
Messenger RNA from Oppiella nova, 654 nucleotides. Lineage: Eukaryota; Metazoa; Arthropoda; Arachnida; Sarcoptiformes; Oppiidae. The record is from the annotation of a GenBank genome assembly.